AUGCUCACCAGUGUUGUUGUGUUCGUGGUGUCUGUGUGUGCUGGUUUAGUAAUAGGUCUAACUACAACACGUACAGAUGACCAGCAUAACAUUAAACAUGAAGUUUAUUACAAGCAUAUGAAAUUACCACUGAGUACUUUUGUCGGAGAAAAGAAAAUUGAAUAUGGCUGUUCGGCUUUCCCGCUCAAAGCAGACGAAUAUAUAACUGAAUAUUUGCCAAUCGGAAAACGUAACGAUUUGUACCACAUCACCGUGAGUGUGUGUGACACUCCCUACGAUAAGUCGCCUAUUUGGGAAUGCAUCAACCCGAGUCAUGUUUGUAAAAAUUCGAAAAGAGAAUUCCUGUAUUCCUGGACGAAUGGUGCCCCGGGAUGGACUUUACCUGAAGGUACGGGCAUAUAUACUGGUAAUAGAUCCAAAUACGUAAUAAUGCAAGUCCACGGAAGAGACGACAUCUCAGAUGAACGUGUCAAAGACUUUGCACACAUGCGUUUGAAAAUCCAAACCACCAGACCUCAAGUAGCAGCUGCUGUUAGCAUGUACACCGGAUACGGUUAUAUUCCUCCCCAUGUAGAUAAUUUCACAGUUGAUACAGCAUGUGUAUGGAACAAGACGACACCUGUGCCCAUCCUAGCUUACGGAAUACAUACACACACCAGGGGUUUGGCGCUAUCUGGUUACAUUGUCCGAGAUGGUCAGUGGAUCGAGAUUGGACGCGGUGACCCAUUAUAUCCAUUGACAAUGUUUGACAUCACAGAUCGAAAGAUGCGGAUUCUGCCUGGAGAUAUUAUCGCAACCAGAUGCACAUACCGGAAUACUGACAACACACGAGUCUCCAUGGGGUUCACCCACGUCAGAGAGAUGUGUAAUUAUUUCGUUUACUACGGAGUAACUCCUGACAAAAUUGCUUCGACCAAAGCCAUCGCAUGUGGCGGAAAUGCACAGGGGACAGGCUGGGACCAACUGUUUGACAACAUUCCAGCAGACGCUAGUGAUCCUACUGGAGACACGGAACAAUCCCGUUAUGUCAAAAAGUAUCAUCUUACCAAAAAUUACUGA
Messenger RNA from Ylistrum balloti, 1059 nucleotides. Its product is annotated as peptidyl-glycine alpha-amidating monooxygenase B-like. The record is from RefSeq and is a predicted model, not a curated record. Gene Ontology annotation, cellular component: extracellular region. Gene Ontology annotation, molecular function: oxidoreductase activity, acting on paired donors, with incorporation or reduction of molecular oxygen, reduced ascorbate as one donor, and incorporation of one atom of oxygen; copper ion binding. The transcript has 12 exons. Bases 1 to 1059 code for a protein of 352 amino acids. NCBI's taxonomy places the organism in Eukaryota, Metazoa, Mollusca, Bivalvia, Pectinida, Pectinidae.